UUAACUGAUAAAUAUGUAAAUAUCACACCCAGUGUAUACCCAAUAUCAAAAAUCUCCAUUAAUGUAUAGCACAUGUGAUAUAGAGGCGGUGUUGUCAGUGGAACUGCAUUCACGGUGUAUUAUUUAUAGUGAAGACUGAAGAAUCAGCUGUGCGCGACUCGCUUCGUGUUUGUGAGCGGCGCGCACGCCGAGGCUACGCGCGUAUAGCGAUCGUCCUCAAUACGGCAUUCAUUCUACCAUAACCGACUGGUAAACCCUUCGCUAGAACUACAAAGUACUGUGUACAAUUGGAUUUGAGAAUAGUGUUAUAGCAUGUCCACUCUGUGAUUGUAAAUUGAACCCAAAGUUAAGUGAAUAAGUGUCAAAAUGAGGAGCGAUCUGAUGGCGCCUAGCGAGCUGGAGGGGACCGACUACCUCCUCUCCUCGACCAUUAGACUUGAAGACAGCUUUCUGCAAAUACUCGACAGCGACAUGCAACUCGAAACCAGCAGUAGCGAGGCGAGUGCGACCAGCUCGACGUCCCUGUCCCAGCACUGUGCGAUCUGUGGGGACAGAGCCACGGGGAAACACUAUGGCGCGUCAUCGUGUGAUGGCUGCAAAGGAUUCUUUAGGAGGAGCGUCAGGAAGAACCAUUUGUAUACUUGCCGAUUUAGCAGAAACUGCGUAGUUGAUAAGGAUAAGAGGAACCAAUGCAGAUAUUGUAGAUUAAGGAAGUGCUUUAAGGCUGGAAUGAAAAAGGAAGCCGUACAAAAUGAGCGGGACCGGAUCAACUGCAGGAGGCCAUCGUAUGAGGAACCGACACAAGCGAAUGGACUCUCAGUGGUGUCGCUACUCAAUGCUGAACUGUUAAGCAGAAAAGUCACAGAUGAGACAAACAACACAACAGACGCAGAGAUAGGCAACCGUAACUUGGCCAAAAUCAACGACGUGUGCGACUCCAUCAAGCAGCAACUGCUCAUACUGGUCGAGUGGGCGAAGUACAUACCGGCGUUCACGGAACUGCAUCUGGAUGAUCAGGUGGCGUUAUUACGUGCGCACGCGGGUGAACACCUCCUCCUCGGUUGCGCGAGACGGUCCAUACAUUUGAAGGACGUGUUGUUACUGGGGAACAACUGUAUCAUAACUAAACAUCACAUAGACGGUAGAAUGGAUGUGGACAUCAGCAUGAUCGGCAUGCGGGUGAUGGACGAGAUCGUGAAGCCGCUCCGGGAGAUCGACAUCGAUGACACCGAGUUCGCGUGUCUCAAGGCGAUCGUCUUUUUUGACCCUAACGCGAAGGGUCUCUCGCAGCCGCAGAAGAUAAAGCAGCUGCGGUACCAGAUCCAGAUCAACCUGGAGGACUACAUCAGCGACCGGCAGUACGAGGGCCGCGGCCGCUUCGGCGAGCUGCUGCUGUGCCUGCCGCCGCUGCAGAGCAUCACCUGGCAGAUGAUCGAGCAGAUCCAGUUCGCCAAGCUGUUCGGCGUCGCGCACGUGGACAGCUUGCUGCAGGAGAUGCUGCUGGGAGGUGCGUCAACAGAGAGCGCAGUAGAAGAAGGUCAGACGGACGGCGCAGUGGAGGCCGCGUCCCCGCUGUCGCCGGCCGCGUCCCCGCCGCUCGUGCCGCAGCUGCCGCUCCCCGAGCCGCUGUUCGACCCCGCGCCCUUCAAGCAAGAACCCAACAUGUAGACCAAUAAAGCUCUAUGAUACCAACCGUCUUUGAUAUUGUACCACAGAAAAAAAAUAAACGUCAACGUCAAUGUCAACCCAGAAAAAUAUAGACGUCAAUGUCAAUGUCAAACUGUAAUCUGUCAAACUGUAAUCGCGCGCUUAUGGAACUGUUGUUUUUUUUGUAUACGUAUUAUCGUACGGCUUGUAGGUACAGGUAUUUUUAUAUGUAUGAAUUUUGAAGCCCUUUUUUAUUAGCAAAUCUCAAGUUUUGAGACGAAAAUUAUGUUAGAUAUUAAAUAUCUUCGAGUGCCUUGUCUAGAUGUAUUUAUUCUAUAUGUAUCGCCAAAGUUUAGAACGAAUUUUAUUAUAUAUUUUUUAGAGAUCUCGAUAUUUUAGAUAUGGAAAUUCUUAGGUGGAAGUAAAGGUGUCGGUUUAAAGUUAUUAUUUUUGAGAGUUGAACCACGCCUAAUAUAAAAUUUUUAUAUGUUAUGAUCUAUAUUUAUAAACAUUUUUUAUGAAAGAGUUAUAUACUACUACUAGAACGAGCCUGUAAUACUUUGUAAGAAGCGUCUAUAUCGUUUCUUCAAAAUGUCUUAUGUACAAUAUGAAUAUGAACUGGUGCUGUACAAUAUACUAUACUAUAUAUUAAAUAUAAAUCCUUUUAAUAAAUAUAUUGAGCAAAUCUAAACCUGUGUUUUAAAAUUUUUGGCUUAUCUAGGUUAUCAGAAAGACUUAUCAGAUAAAUUCGAAAUAUACGAGUAUAAAUGAAUUUUAAAGAUUUUUUGUGUUACCAAUUUUAUUUUAGGCGUGUCUAUAAUGUUAGAUCGAUCGUGAGUGCAUUGUAUUUUAGAAAAUAUUUCCUGAACGUAAGAUAGUCUUGAUUUUGUACCUACUAAUAUAGGUUAUAGUACGUAGACUGAGAUAACUUGGAGGAUAUAGUUUUAAUGUUAUAUUUUUAAAUGCUCAAUUUUAUAUUGUUGGAAAUGGUUACGUGGUAAGUUGGUGAAAGUUAGACUAUUUGAUGUGGCCUUGACUGUAGUGAGUAUCCUAGGCUUGAGCAGGAGCUAUUUUUACUGAAGCGAUGUUCCAUACAUGCGAAAACAAAAUUAAGCAUUACCUGUGUAAAUUAUUGGAUUUCCUUCGAAUAUUGGCUAUGGAUAAAUCGCCCAUGUAAAAGCUCCUAACGGUGCCCUUUUUGUUAUGUACAUACUAUGUUAUGUAAUUUAGUGUAUUUGAAAAAUUAAAUAAUCUGUUACAAAAA
Messenger RNA from Colias croceus (clouded yellow), 2911 nucleotides. It is a transcript of the gene Hnf4, whose product is annotated as transcription factor HNF-4 homolog. Gene Ontology annotation, cellular component: nucleus. The record is from RefSeq and is a predicted model, not a curated record. Lineage: Eukaryota; Metazoa; Arthropoda; Insecta; Lepidoptera; Pieridae. The transcript is spliced from 9 exons. Bases 367 to 1668 code for a protein of 433 amino acids. Gene Ontology annotation, molecular function: RNA polymerase II cis-regulatory region sequence-specific DNA binding; zinc ion binding; nuclear steroid receptor activity. Gene Ontology annotation, biological process: cell differentiation; regulation of transcription by RNA polymerase II; anatomical structure development.